Camellia sinensis is the source of this 1272-nucleotide messenger RNA. The record is from RefSeq and is a predicted model, not a curated record. NCBI's taxonomy places the organism in Eukaryota, Viridiplantae, Streptophyta, Magnoliopsida, Ericales, Theaceae.
AUGGAAACAAUUGCAAGUGGAGAAGUCAAGGAAAAGAAGAAGAACAUGUUGUAUAAUCUCUCUGUUGAACUUGAAAUCCCAGGCGUACAGAAGAAGAUUGUUCUCAACGCUAUCCUUGAUACUGGAGCCACCACGUGUGUCGUGGAUUCAGAGUCCGUUCCAUCAGAGGCACUAGAAGAAAAUACCUACACUGUGCAGUUUAACGGGAUUAACUCACAGUCAAAGGCAAAUAAAAAGCUUCGAGGAGGAAAAAUGUAUAUCGGAGACAACUGGUUCCGAAUACCGUAUACAUACAGCUUUCCAUUUCGACUAGGUGGAAGAAUACAGAUGAUCAUUGGCUGCAAUUUCAUCAGAUCAAUGUAUGGCGGAGUUCGGAUAGAAGGAGACAAUGUCACAUUUUACAAGAAUGUGAUAACAAUCCAGACUCGUCAAUCUGUCAAUCCCAUGGAAGCUGAAGUUGAUGAUGAUUUCCUCAUCGAUCAUUACUAUGAUCCCACAGAAGAAUGGAUAUUUCACUCUAUUGAGCAUAAUCCUCAUGCUCCCAGAUUUGAAGAUAAAUAUCCAAAGGUGAUGAAACAUUUGCAAAACUGUGGAAUUAUUGGGGAAGAUCCUAUGAAGCAAUGGUCGAAGAACCAAAUUACAUGCAAAUUGGACUUGAAGAAUGCAGAAUUCGUCAUUGACGAUAAGCCCAUGAAGCAUGUUACUCCAGCCAUGAAAGAAAGCUUCAAGAAGCACAUUGAUCAGCUACUGGAGUUAAAGGUUAUCCGUGCAAGUAAAAGCAGGCAUCGAACUACUGCUUUUAUUGUCAAUUCAGGAACUUAUAUUGAUCCAAUUACAAAGAAGGAGAAGCGAGGAAAGGAGCGUAUGGUUUGUAAUUACAAACGGCUCAACGAUAAUACUCAUAAGGAUCAGUAUAGCUUGCCCGGAAUUAACACAAUUAUGGCAAAGAUCGGCCACAGCAAAAUCUACUCUAAGUUCGAUCUGAAGAGUGGAUUUCACCAAGUUGCAAUGCACCCAGACUCAAUCGAGUGGACAGCUUUUUGGACACCAUUGGGACUCUAUGAAUGGCUAGUGAUGCCAUUUGGUUUAAAGAAUGCCCCGGCUGUGUUUCAAAGAAAAAUGGACGUCUGCUUCAAAGGAACGGAGGAGUUCAUCGCUGUUUAUAUUGAUGAUAUUCUUGAGCAGAUGACGACGAUGCGGGAUGUGUCUAUUGAGUCUGGUAUACCGAUGACGCAAGAGGACAUAUCAACAGCGCAUGUGACGAGCAAUUGA